UCACACCGCCAUCAUUGUCCUAACUCUUGCAAAUCUUCGGAAGAGACGAUGACAGUCCGUUUUUGGACCUCGUUGGAUUUCUCAUUGUAGCUCAAAUGCGCUAUGGGGAAACCGUAUAAAUAUCUCAAUGUCGCUCAACUGUGAUAAUCCAUCUCUAUUUUACGACUUCACACCUUCUAGUAGACCUAGAUUUUUUAUCGCUUUACCCUAAUCUGUUUUCUGUCGUCGGUGCCACUGAGUCUAUCACGACCCAUUACAAUGGAUUCUCUAUUCACUUUUGAAUCGUCUUCCACCUCCGUCGAAUCCCGUAACGCGUUCUACAACAUCGUCGACAGGACUACCCCAAAGUUAUCUUCGCCGGGCGAAGUCAAACUCUCUGACAAGGAUGUUUCUGAAUUCGAGGCAUUCUUCAGCCAAUACAUAAAUCCUAUUUUCGCUGAUCAUGCCUUCAACCCAUUGCUUUCUGACGUUGUGCUGGACAACACUCCCAGCGAGUCUGGAAUGUCUCAAUCUAAAGCGGCGAUCCCGAAGUCUCAACUACCCGACCCAUUCAGCCUUAUGAUGUCUUCCCAGACCGUUGUUUACCCUCCUCACCUCCCCCACGGUGCUUCCCUCGCUUCUGCUAAACCCAUUUUUGACUUAUCAGCCUUCCCCUCUGUACGACGAUCAUCCGUGACCGAACCCGAACACCCUUUACCAGCCGAGUCGCAUACUGACGCCUCGUUUCUCGUAGCCUGUCAACUUUACCCUGAUAUACUACCUUCCAGGCUGGGCAUGGAUCCUCUUACCCCAGAGUCACAUGGACCAGAGCGUUGCCGUGUUGCCAAUUGUGCGGAGACUAUCGACAUAUCCCUUUCUUCUGUCUGUCAGCAUAUCGCUAAGAGGCACGCCAAUGACCCCUUAUACUGCCAAUGUGGUAUAUUCUUUCAAGGUGUGAAUGCCAAUACGGAGUUGGGGUGGCAUAUAUAUCAUGCACAUUUCUGCAAAGAGAAUAUCAUCUGCCGGGCUUGUAAAGUGGUGCGGAGGCCCGAGGACUUCGCAAUGCAUAUGAGAUUGUGCACCUCCUUUGUUGAGUAUCGCGCACAACGUGAGCAGCGAUGGGGCAGGGGGACUCGGAUGGAGGUUGACUUGACUCCCCUCGCACCAGUCGCUGGUGUCAAGAGGCCUGCAGAAGUUCAAGUACCCUUUGGCCAGAAGAUUUUCCAGAUCGGCCCUCUGGCAAAGAAGUUCUGCACCGUCAUGCCUUCUUCCAUUCCAGCUCGAAGAAAGGCAAAGCCCCCCGUUGCCGCGCGGCCCUAAAUGAUGAAGAAGUAUUAUCAUAUCGCCAGCAGCGCUCGCAAUGUUGAUAAUAUUGCCACUCUUUACACCCCAUUAUAUAUAUUGUACAUAUAAUCCUCUGGUCUAUUCCUCAACCGGUCUCAUCAUUGGCAUUAAUUUGUAGUUAGCAUUGAACUGUAUCGAUACAGCAUCUCUCAUCCCACAGCUCUUUCAUUUUUAGGUAUUUAGUAGUAAGCAUUUGAAUAUAUUAGUUGAGUUUGGUUCC
Messenger RNA from Lentinula edodes (shiitake mushroom), 1543 nucleotides. RefSeq lists its product as uncharacterized. Bases 259 to 1299 code for a protein of 346 amino acids. NCBI's taxonomy places the organism in Eukaryota, Fungi, Basidiomycota, Agaricomycetes, Agaricales, Omphalotaceae. The transcript has 3 exons. The record is from RefSeq and is a predicted model, not a curated record.